Ctenocephalides felis (cat flea) is the source of this 1146-nucleotide messenger RNA. RefSeq names its product aminoacyl tRNA synthase complex-interacting multifunctional protein 1 (gene AIMP1). Lineage: Eukaryota; Metazoa; Arthropoda; Insecta; Siphonaptera; Pulicidae. The record is from RefSeq and is a predicted model, not a curated record. Bases 55 to 1053 code for a protein of 332 amino acids. The transcript is spliced from 3 exons. Gene Ontology annotation, molecular function: tRNA binding.
CAUUCUCAAACAUAACCUAAUAUAUUUUUAUUCGCAUGCCGAAUUUAUUCGCUAAUGUUUUUCAGCACCUGUGUACGUCACACUAGCAAAUUUAGUAAGAUUAUAAAUAAAACAAAAAGUUUUUAUUUGAAAAUGGCUGAUGAAGCUUUGUUAACUCGCAUAAGAAACAAUAAUGCUCAAGCAGAAAAAGAAAUAGCAUUCCUAAAGGAACAGAUGAAAGAAAUUCAAGAACUGUCUGUAAAUAAUGAAAUAGCCAAAUUGAGAACUGAGAAUUCAAAACUGUCUCAAGAAGUAACCAAACUUUUAAAUCAAUUAAGAACUUUAGAGAUUGCUAAAGGAAUACCUCAAAUACCUGUACCUGGUCAAACAGUCCACAUAGAAGCUCCAAAAGAAACUAAACCAGCCCCAGUACAGGAACCUGCAGCACCAGCAAAAGAAACUAAACCAGUUCCUGAAGUAGCAGUAACUAAGGACCCCGAAAACAAACCUGCCAAGGAUAAAAAGAAAGAUAAAGCACCAGCAACUCCAAAAGCACCUAAAGAAGCAGCUCCUGAACCUGAUAUUGAUGUAGGCCGAUUAGACUUCCGUGUUGGAAAAAUUGUAGAAGUCAGCAAGCAUCCUGAUGCUGACAGUUUAUACGUUGAAAAAGUUGAUUGCGGCGAACCAAAUCCAAGAACUGUAGUUUCCGGACUUGUUAAAUUUGUACCUUUAGAAGAAAUGCAAAACAGAAUGGUUGUUCUGCUUUGUAAUUUGAAACCAGCUAAGAUGCGUGGCGUUUUAUCCGAAGCCAUGGUGAUGUGUGCCUCAACUCCUGAAAAGGUAGAAGUCUUAUCCCCACCUGAAGGUUCUGCUCCAGGAGAUUUAGUCCACUGUGAAGGAUUUCCCAGGCAACCCGAUGCCCAAUUGAAUCCAAAGAAGAAAAUAUUUGAAACUUGUGCACCUGAUUUACAAACUAAUGAAUCCUUAAUUGCAUGCUAUAAAGGUAAAGCUCUGCAUGUGCCAGGAAAAGGUAAUGUGGUUUCAAAAACAUUAAAAAAUGUUAAUGUCAAGUAAUUAUAUUUAGUUGUACUAAAAAUCAAUUAUACAAAUACUCGAACUACAUGUGUAUAUAUAAUGUUUGUAUAAAAAUAAACUAUUCACAAUGAU